GGAACUGACAGCCCCCCGUACCAAAACAAAAAUUUCACGAUUUUGCUCGGCUUGCGAAAGAACCGUCUUCCGCAGGGAUCUGCGGUUCUGUUUUGUUUUUUUGAUAGAAGCAAACUCGCGUGAAUAUUCAAGAUGAGCAGCCCCGCCAAAUUGCAGGAUCUUCCACCGAAGGGUGGCUAUCAGAACAUCCCUUUCAAGCGCGUGCCAGCGAAAACCUACUUCAAAGGAUGGCAAAUGAUCGCUGGCUAUGCCGGCAUCUCGACCGUCGGACUGUUCCUGUACUGGUUGAACGUGAAGGAGAACCACCGGAACGAGAUUGAGAUGCGUUCGGCGCGAAACGUCAUCUAUCCGCUGCUGCUUGCCGAGCGCGACCGGGAGUACCUGAAGCAGCUGCGACGAAACCGUGACGAGGAGGCCGAACUGAUGAAGAAUGUCGAAGGCUGGGAGGUUGGCACGUGGUAUGGUGAGCCGGUGUUCAAGACGAUCCCGAAGGAUAAGUUGGUGGAGCCGACCUUCCAAGAGUUCUACGUCCAUACUGAUUACAAACAUAUGGCUCAGCGUUCCGAUGUAAAGUUGAUGAAUUAGGGAGCCUUGUCGUUGGGCCUGAGUAUGGUUUGCAAUUGUAGAGGAAUGCGUUAUUAAAAAUAAAAUCAAUUGUCACCUCCGGUGAUCUUCAAAAA
Anopheles merus is the source of this 680-nucleotide messenger RNA. RefSeq names its product NADH dehydrogenase [ubiquinone] 1 alpha subcomplex subunit 13-like. NCBI's taxonomy places the organism in Eukaryota, Metazoa, Arthropoda, Insecta, Diptera, Culicidae. The transcript is spliced from 3 exons. The record is from RefSeq and is a predicted model, not a curated record. Bases 133 to 585 code for a protein of 150 amino acids.